This is a messenger RNA of Neoarthrinium moseri, 3225 nucleotides long. RefSeq lists its product as uncharacterized. Lineage: Eukaryota; Fungi; Ascomycota; Sordariomycetes; Amphisphaeriales; Apiosporaceae. The transcript is spliced from 2 exons. The record is from RefSeq and is a predicted model, not a curated record. Gene Ontology annotation, biological process: chromatin remodeling. Gene Ontology annotation, cellular component: cytoplasm. Bases 1 to 3225 code for a protein of 1074 amino acids.
AUGUCUUCCACGUCAUCCUCGGCCCGGACUGAUUUUUUCAAAGAGCUCAAACCGAGAUGCGUUGCCAUCAACGAUCUUGCCGUUCGCUCGUCGGACAGGAGGGCAAGCGCCAGGCAGCUAUUGGUCGUGACCGAGGACCUCUCGAAUGUCCUGCUUGAUCAGGUCAAACGAGAUCCAUCCAUCUUGGAUGAGAAGAUUGCGGAUUACGUAUCCUUCCCGCUCUCUAAUAUUCUGAGGAACCAUCAGGAUUUCCCGAUACGGCUCACCGAGCUCACCAUCAAGUGCAUGGGAAUUCUGAUUCAGCAAGGCUGGAAAGGGAAAAUUUCCAAAGAGCUCUCUCAGCAGCUCCUCAUUUUCCUCACCUACGUUAUUGGCGGUGUUCCAGGGUCGACGCGAGCGGAACCAGUCCCCGAGGAGACGACAGUAGAAGCCUUGAAAGCCCUUACGGCUCUCAUCACGGCUUCGAGCUCCUCAAUAUCCGGAGCAAAAUCCCUUGUGGAAGACAAAAACCUUCCCGCCCUAAGCCACACGAUAACUGUCGUCCUAGACACCAUCACUGAUGGUGAGAGUACGAAUAUCCAAGUUGAAGCACUCAAGACACUAGGCGCUACGUUUGCAGGGCUCAAGGAGCCCGAAUCACUUGCAAAUUUUCUACCAGGAGUAGUUUCUUCGCUCAGCAAACUCCUCACCCCGCCUUCGGCUUGGAAACAUCCUAGGAAAGUCCUUGAAGGAGGUGUUGCAGUGCUGAGGAGCGUUCUCGUCGGUAUUUUAGGAGAUGUCAAGGUCACUGGCCUUCUGAAGAAGGUGGCCAAAGUCGACGAAAGUGCAGAGAAUGAAGGCCAAGUGUUUACUGAGGCCUGGCUUAAAGCCACAACUGAGCAGAUCAAGGUUGCUCUUUCUAGUGUGCUGAAACUGCGCGUCCACAAAUCUGAGGAUGUAAAGGCCGCCCUGGAAAGAUUCUGCAUCGCCUUAUUGGAUGAAUGUCAUCGAUCACUCGCAACAUGCGCUCCGAUUCUCGUCGAAACAGCCAUGAUGCUUACUCCAGACACUGAAAAUAGGUCCUUGAUAAGUGCAGGCCUGAGUACGGACCUUUCAGACCUCACGAGCAUCUACCCAGAGCUUGUUGAUACGGUUAAAACCACAGUUUACAACUGGGUCACGAGUUUACCGCGCAUCACACAAUCAAGCGACGAAGAGGCAAAGCAGCAAGCGAUCCGCAAUCUGCUCAAAGGACAACGUUUCAUGAACACGCUUAGGAUCGACUCAUCCACCUUGAGUAACUCUCUCGCCACCUCCCUUAGGGACAGUGUAGCUUCUUUGCUUGCCUCGUACGACAGUUCCAGCAGCUUGGCUGAGGUUUUGCCCUCAAAUGAGAUAGUAUUGCAAGCUGGUGGUACUGAGAAGUUGGGUGACUCUCGCCAGUUCCGACCACUCCUCAUGGACCACACGAAUCAACGAUCUACACGCGCUGAGCUGACAGCUCUUAUAUCUGGGAGCGGUGCUCUCCUGUACCAUGGAAGACUCGCAAGAGAUAUGCUUGACUACUUACGGGAAUCUGCUGGCAUCACUCAGAUCGCCUCAUACUGGCUAGCCUUCGAGCUCGUAAAAUCAGGUCUGGAACAGUCUUCGGACCUCGAUGAGUUUCUUGACUUUGGCUCGAUGGGUGAUUCCACCGCGCAACAUGAUGAGCUCCUUCAGGAGUUGUACGCAUUUUCAGUGUCAAUCCUCGAUUCAACAGAAGAAGCGGAGGGUGUUGACUGGAGGGCCCAGUCACUAGCCCUUGAGGUUGCAGCUUACACGGCGUCAAGACUGAGUGUCGACUUUCGCCCUGAACUGAUCGAUAUCCUGUACCCGAUUGCAACAUACCUAGGCUCCAGGACCCCUCAGCUGCGAGAACAUGCUGUGGUAGCUCUCAACAGCAUUGCUGCAUCGUGUGGGUAUUCCAAUGUUGCAGACCUCGUUAUCGACAACGUCGACUACAUGCUGAAUUCCAUCUCACUAAGACUGAACACCUUUGAUAUUUCCCCAGCCUCGACGCAGGUGCUGCAGAUGAUGAUCCGGCUCACCGGUCCCAAGCUGGUUCCCUUCAUGGACGAUGUAGUCGCUUCGAUUUUCAGUGCACUAGAGAACUACCACGGGUAUCCUCUGUUUGUGGAAAGUCUCUUCAAUGUGCUGGCUGAGGUUGUGAACCAAGGUGCCAAAUCGGAUCUCCUACUCAUCGAUGAUGGCUCAAAGAAGGCCGCGGACCAUCAGAAGACGGCGCCGAAUAUAGCAAGGAUUGAGGACAUCAGUCAGUUUCUAGAGUCUCGUUCAGAGAGGAAAAGAAAGAGACUUGAAGAGGACGAUAUCGAAUUAACCAGCCAUCCAAAGAAGCCGUGGAAGGCUAUGGCUGAUGGAACAGAGCAAGAAGACGAUGACGAUGACGAUGGCGACGAGGCAGGGCAGCAAGUUGAGAAGAAGCCGCCACCAAAAACCCCAACAUAUAUGCUGCUCGCACGGAUUACAGAUCUCACGCAGCAUUACCUUACGUCGCCCUCGCCGACGCUGCGGAAAUCACUCCUUGACCUGCUCGCAAAGGUGUGUCCUGCACUUUCACCCGACGAGGAGGCUUUCCUGCCUAUCGUCAAUGCCAUAUGGCCCGUCUUGCUGUCGCGUCUAUAUGACCCUGAACCGUUCGUCGUGGUAGCAGCUUGCGACGCGCUCACUGCGCUCUGCAGCAGCGCCGGGGAUUUCCUCAGUACCAGAAUCAAGACCGAAUGGUGGGAUAGCCUUGGCAAGUGGUGUGUGAAAGCGAAAGCAAGUGCGGUGCAGAGAUCACGACCUGGUCGAAGUGCUCGACCGAGCCAACCUACCUCAAAGAGCAAUAGCCUCGUGAUCCCUAUCAGAUCAGCAGAUGGGCUCCAAGCAAAAGAGUCGCUGCAAAGGGGGGAUGGAACACUGGUCUCGGAAACUGGAGCAUUGGGAGAAUUUACUCAGGUUGCACAAGUCUGGGAAGCAGUCCAGAAAUUCCUUGUCGGCAUCGUAAGAUACGUUCGAGUUGACGACGAUGUCUUUGACCAGGUUCUUGGCUUAAUUAGCGACAGCCUGGCGCACCAGUCGGAAGCCAGGAAAGCAUUCGACGCCGUUAACGCGGACGCAGUAUGGCUGGCCAUGUACGAGGCUGGAAGGGUACAAUUGGAGGAGCGCCGUCCGACAUCCCAGCGGGUCGCGUUCGUAGAAGUGUAA